This is a messenger RNA of Prorocentrum cordatum, 4142 nucleotides long. Lineage: Eukaryota; Dinophyceae; Prorocentrales; Prorocentraceae. The record is from the annotation of a GenBank genome assembly.
GAAGUCACCUUCGCACUGGAGAGUGGAGAGACGGGCAGCACCCUCCUCGAGAAGCUGCUGCCAAAGUACAGGUCGGCCAAGGACGCCAAAGAGGAAGACACUGUCAAGGCGCUGGAGAUGGUGUGCCCUGAGCUGGCGGAUGCACUCAAACCUGUACCUCCCAAGGCUCCAGAAGUUCUUUUGGAACAACAUGCAGCGUGUCUCCGCCGUCUCCAGUGCCAGCAAGAGAAGCUCAAGAACCAGGUCGUGGCCAACGCCAGGUCAGGGAAGGAGCUCCUCCUCAAGCUGGAGGAGAACGUCAGAGCGUGCGCUGAAACUCAGGCUGAGGUCAAUCGCCUCACCAGCCAGACAUCUGCAGCCAGGGGCGCUGGAGGUUCAGCCAUGGAUGCAGGCGACGGAGGCAAGACGGCUAAUACUGACGAGUCCCUCAAAUUCCCUGAGCUGGACCCUGAGGACGUGGCCCUCCUCACGCCUGAGCAGCAGACGGCCUACGAGGCAGCGCUGGCCAGGGCCAAGCAGGCCCAGGAGGUGUACAAGAACGCGCAGAGCAUCGGCCAGCAGGCGCAGGACGCGGCCAAGACGCUGCGGGAGUUGCGGGAGACUGCCACUCACAAGCGUCGACGUGCAUCAGGUGCUGCAGGCGUUGCGGCUGGGGCCCCUGCAGCUGGCGCCGAAUCGCAGGCCAAGGACGACGAAAAGCCAGUUGAGUCAAACCGGGAUUUCACUGAUGUCAAGAACGUGGAGGCGCACAUCCAGCGCACGGCGUCCAUCAAGGCCAGGGCUGCAGAGGUCAAGAAGUUCGUAGAGUCGGCGCCGUACGACCUCAUGGGGAUGGCAGAACACCACUUGUCCCAAGUGCAGUGCCAGGGUGAGGAGAGGCGCCUUCGCAAUGUUGGUUGGAGGUCAGAGGCUACGUGGACAGCUGCUACGGCUACAGGCAGGUCUGAGAAGGGCACGCACGGGGGAACGUGCUGGCUCCGAAGGGCCACCUAUGCCACAAGCACUCACCUGACAGGCUCGCUUGGCAAGAGUGCGUUUCAUGAUGCCCUUCGUGAUACGACAGUGGUGCUAUGGAGGUUUCACGGGGUUACUUUCGCCUUCAUUGUUUGUUAUCUCGAUUGUUCUAUCGGCAUGGCUGGGACCAACUCCAGGAAGAUGCACAACAUCGCCAGGAUCGUCAAGUCACUGGAUGUGCCAUGGUUGUUGGUGGGAGAUUUCAAUGCCACGCCUGCUGAGAUGGCAAAGUCGGGAUGGUUGGACGUACUUCGGGCUCGCGUCGUGACCACAGAGGGGGUCGAGGUCUCAUGCACUUCAGGAAAAGGCCGCAUGAUUGACUACGCGGUGGUGCCAGACAGCUUCCGUCCCUUUCUAUCCCAGGUGCUGCCAGUGCAGAAUUUGCCGUGGGGCCCUCACAUAGGCCUCAACAUCCUCAUCAGGUCUCGUCCCGCAUCGGUCUUCCUCCGUGUACCAGUGCUUCCAGUACCCCUGGUGAUUCCCGAGGGUGAGUCCAGGGUGCCCAAAGGCCUCAAGAGGUUCCAGAGGGACAGGGAGAAGCAUGCGAAGAUCCAGGAGAUGCGAGACGAGAUGCACGCGUUGCAGCAGGGCGGCCUGCUCAAUGACGACGAUGACCACUUGCUGGACGACCACUACGUCACCAAGCGGGCCCUGAGGUGCGAUGACCAGGAGCGGAUCCAGUACGUGUAUGAGGCCAGCGAGGACCUCGGUUACUCCGUCCCCCAGGCCGAGCCAGACGUGCAGAGAAGUGAGGCGUACAGAGCGGCCCCGCACAUGUCUGAGGUUCCCGCGAGGCAGUAUGGCAUCUGGUCGAUGGCGGCGGAGGCACAGUUGGCUGAUCUUUGUGAGGUUGAACUGCGACAGGGAGCCCGCCGAGGUAUGCCUGUGAAGUAUCAGUGGAGACGUGCUGUUGUUCAGAAGAAUGACUCGAAUUUCGGCCACUCCAGUGCCAACGCCCUCAGCAGCAGGUGGGCGAGUCUGCACGCCAGGGUGCAGGAGCAGCUGGUGGCGCUAGGUCGCUUUCGUCAUUCGGGAUAUCGGCAGCGGGUUCAGGACAUCGUGACCAGCAUACUGGCCGAGCUGCGCAGAGAGCAUGACAGACAUGGCCCAGUUCCAGAUGGCCAUGCUGAAGAUUUGACUGGGAAGUGGAGAGUUUUCAGAGAUGAUGAGCAGGUUCUUCGCCAGGGCGAGCGCAUUCGAGCAUGCACGGACUUCGCAGAGUGGCAGAACUUCGCGCUGAAGGUGCAGGCCCGCUCAAUCCGUCACGCCAGCCUGGCUGGGCAGCAGACGCGGAGCGAGAUUGGCAGCUGGGCGGUCAAGAGUGCGCAGGGCUCCAUGAAGGGCGCUCACCGCUACCUGAAGAAGAACGAGCAGCGUGCCCUGGAUGAGACCUGCAUCGACCCGGUUACUGGUGAGGUAUGCGACACGGUCCAGGGCACAACUGACGUCAGAGCGGCUUGCUGGGCAGCGCGGACCUGGCCGACCUUCCACACUCGGGAGCAGUUGGUGGCCACGCUCAAGUCUUUCCCGAAGGGCACGGGCACGGGGCCAGAUCAGUGGAAGCCAGCACACAUCCUGGCCCUCUCGGAUCAGGGGCAGGAGUAUCUCGUCACGCUCUUCAACAUGAUCGAGCGAGGGCUGGCAUGGCCGCACCAGCUGCUGCACAACUGGUUCGCCCUGCUGCCCAAGGGCGAGAAGCAGGAGCUGGGCAACGAGAGGGACAUCGGCCUCCUGCCGAUGCCCGUCAAGAUCUGGGGGCGCCUCACCAAGACCCCCCUGACGGAGUGGUGCGACAAACGGGCUGCGCACUGGGAUGCCGCGGUGAGAGGCAGCAGUGCGCUCCAGGCCGCCCUACUUACCAUGGUCCUGGAUGAGACUAGGGCACGCAUAGGUCUCAACGAGCAGAACAACUUUCUGGCAGAUGUUGAGAAGUUUUACGAACACAUGGAUUUGGCACAGAUGAUUCUGCAGGCUAUCGAACUUCAAUUUCCUGCGGUGGAGCUGUACCUCUGCUGCCUGACGUAUCUACCGCCUCGGACGGUCAAGGCCCAAGGGGCUUACGCCGAGUCCAUCGUGCCGAACUGCUCCAUCGUGCCAGGCUGCGGGAAGGCCAACCAUUGUGCAAGAGUUUUCCUGUACCGACUGUUGGAGAGGGCUCAUGAGAGGGCCCCGCUGGCGCACAUCAGGCAGCACGUAGAUGAUGUACACACGCGAGUGGAGGGUCCAAGAAAGAUGGUGCUGGACCAGACUAAGAUAAUCACUUGCGAGCUGGCGCAGGGCAUGCUGGACCUGGGACUCCGAGUCUCCCCCAAGUCGCUCCUGAUGAUGACGAAUGUGAAGGAUGAGGUGAGAGUCCAGCGGCACGUCCUGCAGAGUACGGGCAUCAAGAUCAAGCGAGCCAGCUGGGCCAAGGACCUCGGGGUGGACUGCUCCAUGGGAAUCAAGCGUGCGACCAAAACCGCCAAGGGCAGGAUGACCACGGCGCAGGCUCGCGCCACGCGCACGGCCCUGUUCAGGCGAGUCGGUCGAGGAGGCAGCAGAUCCAAAGGAGUCUUGCUGCACAAUACCAACAUCAAGGCGAAGUUUCGAUAUGCUGAUCCAGUCCUGGGAGUGGCGACGUCUGAUAUGGAGCGCAGGCGUGCCCAAGCGGCAGACUUGGCGGGGCACGCAGUCGGUGGCAGAUGCACGGCCUCAGUCAUGCUGCUCCACUACCAGGACGACGAGGCCAAGAUGAGUGUGGUAAAGGAUCAGGUCAAGCAGUGGUUCCAGUUCUGGGAGGCCCAUCCAGAGAUGCGAGAACGAGUUCGACGGGGCUGGAGAGCAGUGCUGAAGCGACUGAUAUACCUGCGCCCCCGCUCAAGAUGGCGGUGCGUGACGGGCCCGAUGGGGGCUCUCAUCAUGACGCUGCGCGAGCUCGGGUGGACCCCGCGAGCUCCAGACCACUGGCUCGACGACCAUGGGAACGAGUGGAAGCACAUGGGCGAUGUCGCGGACAGCUACGACGAGUUGUACGAGGCUCUCUGCUCCUCAGUCAGGCGCGACCUUUGGAAGCAGGCUGGCGAUCAUCCAGCAGGGCAAGGGCUGCACGAGGGCGGCGACAUGCACAUGCUGCGAGUCAACCUGCGGAG